CUUCACCAUGGCCAUUGUCAAACGAGGAGGACGUACGAAGAAUAAGACGCAGCAGCAGGCGCCAGCCAAGUCUGGCAUCAAAAAGGCGGAGUUUGAUCUCCACAAACUGAAAGAGGUCGGAGUUUCCGACUUGACGUUGCUCUCCAAAAUCACUGAUGAGGCUAUCAAUGACAACUUGCAUAAACGGUUCAUGAACGGCACCAUCUACACGUACAUCGGCCAUGUUUUGAUCUCCGUGAACCCAUUUCAAGAUUUAGGGAUCUACGGCCCAGAGACCUUGCUGAAGUACCGGGGCAGAAACAGAUUGGAGGUGCCUCCUCACGUGUUUGCCAUAGCUGAGUCGAUGUACUACAACUUGAAGUCGUACAACGAGAACCAGUGUGUGAUUAUUUCCGGUGAAUCUGGAGCGGGUAAGACAGAGGCAGCCAAACAGAUCAUGCAGUACAUCGCUAACGUCUCUGUCGAUAGUGGCAAUGCCGAAAUUUCAAAGAUCAAAGAUAUGGUUCUAGCCACCAACCCCUUGUUGGAGUCGUUUGGCUGUGCAAAGACGUUGAGAAACAACAACUCAUCAAGACAUGGCAAGUACCUCGAGAUCCAAUUCUCUGAGUCAAACCACCAGCCGAUCGCCGCCCAUAUUACAAAUUACUUGUUGGAGAAGCAGAGAGUCGUUUCCCAGAUUACCAAUGAACGUAAUUUCCACAUUUUCUAUCAGUUCACCAAACACUGUCCGACGCAGUAUCAACAGCAGUUCGGCAUUCAAGGACCGGAGACUUACGUGUAUACUUCUAGCGCCAAAUGUAUCAAUGUAGACGGAAUCGACGAUUCCAAGGACUUGGACGAAACAUUGAGCGCAAUGAAGAUCAUCGGCUUAACGGAACUUGAGCAGAACAACAUUUUCAGAAUGAUCGCUCUGAUAUUGUGGAUUGGUAACGUGUCGUUUGUCGAGGAUGAAAGUGGAAAUGCCGCCAUUAGAGAUGAUAGUGUCACCCAAUUUGUUGCUUACUUGUUGGAAGUAAACCCAGAGAUAUUAAAGAAGGCCAUAGUAGAAAGGGUUAUAGAGACAACCCAUGGCAUGAGAAGGGGCUCUACCUACCAUGUACCCUUGAAUAUCGUACAAGCUACGUCGGUUCGUGAUGCUCUUGCCAAGGGUAUUUAUAACAAUUUAUUCGAGUGGAUCGUAGAGAGAGUCAAUGUCUCGUUGAAGGGGGCACUGCAAUCGUCCAAGACUAUCGGUAUCUUGGAUAUCUACGGGUUCGAAAUCUUUGAACACAACUCUUUUGAACAAAUUUGUAUUAACUAUGUCAAUGAGAAGUUGCAACAGAUCUUUAUCCAGCUUACAUUGAAGGCAGAACAAGACGAAUACGUCAAAGAGCAAAUCAAGUGGACACCUAUCGACUACUUCAACAACAAGGUUGUCUGUGACUUGAUUGAAGCCACGAGACCUCAGCCGGGCUUGUUUGCAGCUUUGAACGAUUCUAUCAAAACGGCUCACGCUGACUCAGAUGCUGCCGACCAGGUGUUUGCCCAAAGAUUAAGCAUGGUGGGAGCCAGCAAUCGUCACUUUGAAGAUCGUAAGGGCAAGUUUAUCAUCAAACAUUAUGCUGGUGAUGUCACCUAUGAAGUAGCAGGUAUGACAGACAAGAACAAGGAUGCGUUGUUGCGUGAUUUGGUGGAAUUGUUAUCUACAUCAGCCAAUCCAUUCGUCAACCAAGUUUUAUUUCCUCCUCUGCUCUUGGCAUCGAUCACUGAUUCAAAGAAGAGACCAGAAACAGCGUCGGACAAGAUCAAGAGAAGUGCCAACGAUUUGGUGGGCACCUUAUCAAAAUGUCAGCCUUCAUAUAUCAGAACCAUCAAGCCAAAUCAGACCAAACGUCCUAAGGAAUACGAAAACCAACAAGUUCUUCACCAGAUUAAAUACUUAGGUUUGAAGGAAAAUGUGAGAAUUAGAAGAGCCGGUUUUGCUUUCCGUACAACGUUUGAGAAAUUUGUCCAACGUUUCUAUUUGCUCUCUCCCGCUACAGGUUAUGCUGGUGACUAUAUCUGGCGUGGAGACGACAUUUCUGCUGUCAAAGAGAUCUUAAAAUCUUGUUUCAUUCCUGCUACUGAGUAUCAGCUUGGUACGACCAAGGUAUUCAUCAAGACACCAGAAACCUUAUUUGGUUUAGAAGACAUGAGAGACAAGUACUGGCACAACAUGGCUGCUAGAAUCCAAAGAGCAUGGAGGAGAUACGUCAAGCGUAAGGAAGAUGCUGCUCGUACAAUUCAGAGUGCCUGGAGAAUCAAGAAGCACGGGAACCAGUUUGAACAGCUUCGUGAUUAUGGUAAUGGUCUCGUCCAGGGCAGAAAAGAACGUCGUAGAAUGUCCAUGUUGGGAUCGCGUGCUUUCAUGGGUGACUACUUGGGAUGUAGCGAUACCAGUGGAUAUGGUAGAUUCAUUGUUACCCAGACAGGUAUUAACGAAAAAGUUGUAUUCUCGGGGAGAGGCGAGAUUUUGUUGUCCAAAUUUGGUAGAUCGUCAAAGAGAUUGCCUCGUAUAUUUGUUGUCACCAGAACAACCAUAUUUAUCAUUGCUGAAGUCUUGAUUGAGAAGAGAUUGCAAUUGCAAUCAGAAUUCAAGAUUCCUAUUUCUGGCUUGAACUACGUUGCGUUGUCUCAUUUGCAAGAUAAUUGGGUUGCUUUGUCACUUCACUCACCUACCCCUUCUACACCUGAUGUGUUCAUUAGCUUAGAUUUCAAGACCGAGUUUGUCACCCACUUGAAGAAAAUCAAUCCUGGGUUGACCAUUAAUAUUGGUACUACGGUUCAGUACCAGAAAAAGCCAGGCAAAUUUCACACGGUCAAGUUUAUCAGUGGUAAUUCAUCUGAUGUACCUGAGUACGGAGAUGUUUACAAGUCUGGUACGGUCACGGUCAAGCCAGGUUUACCUUCUAGCAGUAGAAAUCCAAAACGUCCAAGAGGAAAGUCUGGAAAGGUCGAUUAUUCCAAGUAUUAUAACCGAGGAGUCAAGAAACUGUUCCCUGUACCUUCUGCAAGACCUACUGCUGCAUCUCAACCUUCAUACAAAAGUCCAGUAGAACAGUCUUACCAGCCUCAAGUUCUUGCCUACCAGACUCCACGCCCAGAAGAAGCUAAGCCAGUUCAACGUAAAGCUCCUCCGCCAGCUCCUGUAGUCCAGAAUCAACCGCAAAGACAGCCUCAAGCUAUCGAGCCUGUAAGACCAGUAAAGAAAACUGCUCCAAGUCCUCCAGUAAGAAAAACUGCUCCCCCACCACCUCCGCCACCUCCAGCUUUGUCAGCACCUGCUAAGCCCAAGUUCCCGACUUACAAGGCAAUGUAUGACUACGAUGGUUCAGUAGCUGGUUCUAUACCUCUCGUUAAGGAUGUCGUCUACUAUGUAGAGAGCAUUAAUGGAAAGUGGGGUUUGGUGAAGACUUUGGACGAGUCUAAAGAAGGCUGGUCUCCAAUUGAUUAUCUAUCUCAAUGCGAACCACCUAGUAGUUUGUUCGGUGCUGCUAACCCUCCUUCUCGUCCAGUUGCACCUUCACAGCCGAAGGUCCAAUCCAGAGAGUCGACGGUUGCUAGUGCUGCUGUUUCGAGUAGCACGCCUGCAUCGACUGUUCUGAACGGAAGCUUGAGUAAUGGGUUGGCAGAAGCUUUGAGGGCCAAAAAGACUGAAGAAACUACGUUGGCUGGCUCUUUAGCUGAUGCCUUGAAGAAGAGACAGGGUGCUACCAGAGACGACAGUGAUGACGAAGAUGAUGACGACGAUGAUUGGUGAAUGAGGUCUACAUUCUAUAUUGAUAGACACUGACUGUUUUCUAUGUUGAAUAAAUUACGCUCAAUACAGUGUACAGAAGUAUACAUCAUUCUGUUGUAAAUUCAUUCAUUCAUUAUUUCACAUAUUAAAUACAUAUUAAAGUUUGUU
Scheffersomyces stipitis CBS 6054 is the source of this 3925-nucleotide messenger RNA. RefSeq names its product myosin 5 (gene MYO5). Bases 8 to 3778 code for a protein of 1256 amino acids. Gene Ontology annotation, cellular component: actin cortical patch; actin cytoskeleton; microvillus. The record is from RefSeq and is a predicted model, not a curated record. Gene Ontology annotation, molecular function: ATP binding; microfilament motor activity; actin filament binding. The transcript has a single exon. Gene Ontology annotation, biological process: endocytosis; actin filament organization; vesicle transport along actin filament. Lineage: Eukaryota; Fungi; Ascomycota; Pichiomycetes; Serinales; Debaryomycetaceae.